AUGAAAGUCUACGCAUUUGUAUCCCUCGUUUCUCUAUCCCUAUCAACAAUUUUAGCGAAAAGAAUUUCGUUAAGCAAUAAUUUGAAUUUUGUCACGAGUAAUCCGAAACAGCUACAGCGAACUUCCUCGCAAAGACUGCGGGCAACAGAGUACAAACUGGAUAAUAAAAUAAUAAGAGGUCCCCUAACACCACUUAACGAAUUUGUUUUGAUUCAAAAGGAUGAAGCGUAUGACACCACGGAAUCUGGAGUCUUCAUUGGAGACACGAUGCGAAAGAACCAGUACAUUGGAAAAGUUCUAGGAGUUGGCACAGGAGUAGUCAACAUGAAAAACGGCGAAAGAGUGCCAAUAGACAUCCAUGUUGGCGAUGUCGUGAUUUUUAACCCAAGUGAUGGAAACAAAAUAAAGUACAAUGACAAGGAAUGCUUACUAAUAUCGAACGAAGAAAUUCUAGCAAAAAUUAAUGACAUGUCUGAUGAGGUAAAGCCAGACAAUGUCACCCCCAUUUAUGACCGCGUGUUAAUAAAAUUAGUGAACACAAAUGUAACUUCCGAUUCGUUAAUAAUUAUGCCUGAAUCUAAGAACAGCGAUAAAUCCACUGAUGGGCUGGUUGUAGCAGUUGGAGAUGGAAUUUACGAUUCGAAUAAUAAUAAAGUUCCAAUGGAUAUACGUGUUAAUGAUUAUAUAAAAUUUUCUCCCUUCUCGAAUGAAAGUUGCGAAUUUACAUAUAACGGUGAAAAGUUCACGUUUGUAAAGGCUAGGUAUAUCAUGGCCAAGUAUUAA
This is a messenger RNA of Plasmodium gonderi, 783 nucleotides long. Its product is annotated as 20 kDa chaperonin. Gene Ontology annotation, cellular component: mitochondrial matrix; plastid. The coding region runs from base 1 to 783 and encodes 260 amino acids. Lineage: Eukaryota; Apicomplexa; Aconoidasida; Haemosporida; Plasmodiidae. Gene Ontology annotation, molecular function: protein folding chaperone; protein-folding chaperone binding; metal ion binding. The transcript has 6 exons. The record is from RefSeq and is a predicted model, not a curated record.